Messenger RNA from Cucurbita moschata (crookneck pumpkin), 2410 nucleotides. RefSeq lists its product as uncharacterized. Gene Ontology annotation, cellular component: nucleolar ribonuclease P complex. NCBI's taxonomy places the organism in Eukaryota, Viridiplantae, Streptophyta, Magnoliopsida, Cucurbitales, Cucurbitaceae. The coding region runs from base 101 to 1720 and encodes 539 amino acids. Gene Ontology annotation, molecular function: RNA binding. The transcript is spliced from 7 exons. The record is from RefSeq and is a predicted model, not a curated record. Gene Ontology annotation, biological process: tRNA processing.
CUAUCCCCUUUUUCACAGAGUUACAGAGCUCUACAAAGUUUCAGUCUCCUUUCUGCUUCAACACUGUGCUUCUUCAAUACAAAGCUCUUUCAUCAUCGCCAUGCGUUUCUUCGACCUCAACAUACCUUACGAUGAGCAUUCAUCAUCAUCAUCAUCAUCAUCAUCAUCAUCAUCAUCUUCGUCUUCUUCUUCAAGUAGGAAUCGCAUCAGGAUUGUGGCCAAACUCAUGGAGCUCGGCUACUCUGGUAUCGCCUACAACCGUACAAUCAAAGGAGUGAUGUCCGAUCGAGACCGUUGUUCUAUUCCCCUCCUCAACGUUUCAUCUCUUCACAGUAUCCUUCCAUCGUUCUCCGCCUCCGUAGAGUUCCACCGGGAUCUCCUCGGCGUCCCACGGUCCUCUCGUUUCCGGCAGUACACGCGUCUUACUAUUUCUGUUAACAGUUUGCACGAGGUUAUGGCUGUCAAUUCUGACAACCUUAUUCUGAAGACCUACGAUUUGAUUGCUGUGAAGCCUCUUAAUCAGUAUUCUUUCGAGCAGGCUUGCGAGAAAUUGGAGAUAGAUAUAAUUGCCAUUGAUUUUGCGGAGAAACUGCCUUUCAGUUUGAAGCAAGGUCCGAUUAAAUCUGCAAUUCAGCGUGGAGUUUACUUCGAAAUCAUGUACUCUGAUCUCCUUUCCGAUGUUCAUGAUAGGAGGCAAACGAUAUCCGCUGCUAAGAUCUUGGUGGAUUGGACUAAAGGAAAGAAUCUCAUAUUAUCCAGUGCUGCCCCCUCUGUAAAUGAAAUCAGAGGACCUUACGAUGUCGCAAACUUGUCAUCAUUGCUGGGUGUCUCUAUGGAAUGCGCAAAAGCUGCUGUUUCAAAGAACAGUAGGAGUCUUAUAGCUAAUGCUCUAAAGAGAAAACAAUUCUACAAGGAAACCAUUCCAGUUGAAAGGAUAUCAGCAGAUGAUAAAUUAGAUCUGAAUGACCCUUUGUCAGCGGAUUUGUUCAAAUGGGAUCCUAUAUCAGGUGGUGAAGGUGAUUUUUUAUUGGAUGAUAUAGCAAAAUCUUUUGCUGCCUCUAAUGAAAAAUUGAGAGGUGCGAAAGCCAUUGACGACAUGCCACCACAAGGUUUUCUAGUCAAGAAUGUAAUAUCAGGCUCUAAGGAAAAACUGUUGUUGAAUGAGAAAGGCAAAAGCACUGUUGAAGAAAUUGCGCAGCCAAAGACCUCAAAGAUGGAAGAACCUAUUGAAAUGGACAUUGAUAACGUGCAAUUGAAAAACCCACUACCCAGUAGCGAGUUAAGUGCAGUAUCAGCAAAUGAGCUUCUGAAUUCUCCUACAUCUACCAGAGAUGUAUCAGCUGUAGUUUUCGGAAAUGACAGAAAAGAAACUUCUAAAAUGGAGGCUGUUGAUUUUCAUCAGUAUGAAUAUGGUCUAAAAAGUUCUGAUAUAUUGACUGGUUCAGAAAAUAUGUUGAGGGACAAAACUUCUACUAAUUUGGUUUCAGAAAAUCAAAAGAAUGUGAUAAUGGACGGUACAUUUACAGCUGAAGAAUGUUUACUUGAUGCAAGACUUGGGAAGCCUGGGGAUGUGGCAAUGGCUGAUUGUCAUGUUUCUCCUCUUGGUUUGAAAGAUGAUCAUUUGAUCUCGAUUAGACAACAAACAUCUGAGGUGUUAAUGGAAGAGCAGAAAAGUGGAGAAGCUGAUCCAGAGAUCACACAACCACCUUCCGAUCAGUAGUGUAUAUCUGGUGUGUUGUCAACAGGUACCUAACUCCCAUCGAGAUAUCAGACAUGGAAGCUUGUUUGUUAUCCUCCCCUUUCAGCCUUUGUUCUUCUGAUUUGGAUACUUGAGUAUAUUUUCUUCACUAUAGUAUUCAUAUUAAAGUGUCAACAUUAAUAUUCAACUAGGAGCCGCCAAACAAUUGACAUAUAUGCAACAAACAAGCUCACUUCUUCACUGUAACCCCACAAAAUAUUAUCAGUUUGGGAUAUACCAACUGAAACCUCCAUGUAAAAGCAGGGAAAUGCCCGUCGAAACGGAGAAGACAUCAUCCAAUGUCAAAGCUUUCGCUUGGGGUUAAUCAACCCUCUGGCCUUCAAGAAAGCCCGUGAAACGUAUACAGAGAAGUAGUGAUCAAAACGGAGGAGACAUCACCCAGUGCUAUUGCUUCCGUUCAAGCGCUCAAUCGAUCUGCUAGCCUUCAAGAAGAAGAAGCCAUGGCUAAGCCAGAGAAGUUGGGGCUCAUCAUCAGUCUAAUGAACCAACCAAUUGACCCACCAGGGGAUCCAAACUGUAGGAGGCUUGGAAUUCCAUGAAUCUUCCCCACUGCUUGUAAAGCCGCAAAGCACUUCAUUGGUGGCAACACACAUGUGAGUAGUUUAUAUGCUUAUGAACAGCUAAUAAAUCAGCCAAUUUAUGUUAUUUUAA